This is a messenger RNA of Acanthopagrus latus (yellowfin seabream), 1681 nucleotides long. It is a transcript of the gene cldn11b, whose product is annotated as claudin 11b. The transcript has 3 exons. Gene Ontology annotation, cellular component: bicellular tight junction; plasma membrane. Bases 502 to 1152 code for a protein of 216 amino acids. Gene Ontology annotation, molecular function: structural molecule activity. Lineage: Eukaryota; Metazoa; Chordata; Actinopteri; Spariformes; Sparidae. Gene Ontology annotation, biological process: bicellular tight junction assembly; cell adhesion. The record is from RefSeq and is a predicted model, not a curated record.
GUCUUGUUUUUCUGCCUGUCUGAUUCCAGGUCUGGUUUAGGUUAGGAGCUCGCAUCUCGUGCGCUCUGAUUGGCUGAAAGUUUGGACUGAGGGUGCGUGUUUCACCACACCCUGAGAUAAAUCUUUACUCUGGGCAUUUUUCUGCGGAUCAGCCUCGGGCGCACUAACGGGACGCAGCAGGAUUAUUUCUUAAUUUUCACUAUUUGGAUCUAAAAUACUUAAACGCCACAUUUGGAUACAUUUUAUUGAACAUAGUUAUCAGUGAGGACUUCAGGAAUCUUUCGGCGUAUUAAGAUUAAACUUUUUUUUUUUAACUGUGGAAAGAAAAUCUCCGUUUUUGCUUCUUUAAAUAAGAUUCUGGGACAAUAAACAGUUUUUUCUAUAUUAUACAACUAAAGAGAGAGAAAGAAAAAUAUCUUAACACUUUAAUCUGUUGCGACUUUUGAAGAAUAUUUGAUUUUUGUUGUCGGAGAUCAGCGCGUAAAAACGCACGGCGGCUCCAUGGCGCACAUGUGCAGGCAGAUCACCGGCAGCGCGGCGAGCUGUGCGGGUUGGGUCGGGCUCAUAGUGGCCACGGCCACUAACGACUGGGUCCGAACCUGCGACUACACGGUGGCCACCUGCGUGCGCAUGGACGAGCUGGGGUCCCGGGGACUCUGGGCGGAGUGCGUCAUCUCCCCAUCGCUGUAUCACUGUCAGGCCCUCAACCAGAUCCUCACUCUGCCCGCCUACAUCCAGACGUCUCGGGCUCUGAUGAUCUGCGCCAGCCUGCUCGGCCUCCCCGGGAUGCUGCUGGUCCUCAUGUCGAUGCCCUGCGUCCGGCUGCCGAACGACACCUCCGCCAUAAAGCAGCGCCGCGCCCGAGUGGGAGGCGUCUUCUUCAUCAUCAUGGCCAUCUGUGGCAUCAUAUCGACUGUCUGGUUCCCCGUCGGCGCCCACCAAAGCGACGGCCUGAUGUCGUUCGGCUUCUCCCUGUACGCCGGCUGGGUCGGCGCCGCUCUCUGCCUCCUGGGCGGCUCCAUGAUCUUGUGUUGCCACAGCACCGACCCCGGGACCCCGAGAAGGGAGAACAGCUUCUACUACUCCAGGCAGGGCAGCACCGCCAUGCCGCUGGACCCGCCCGCCAACCACGCCAAGAGUGCACGAGUGUGAAGAAGAGACUCUCAGUUCCUCUUUUUAUAAACUGACGAGUUUUUCUAUUUUCUCCUUUUAACAUUUUUUACUGAAUGACAUUAAAAUAAACAGAAACACAGACAGAGAGUUCAACCACAUGUGGCAGUUUGUCUUAAAUUCAACAAAAUGAGGAAAUGAAUUCAGUUUCAUUGAUUUGCAGUGUUAACGCCCUGUAGGUCACUACACAGACUAAAGACUUUAACUCUGCUGUUAAAUGUUUUUUUGUGUCUGUGUUUCUGUGGCUUUAAAAUAGCAAAUCUUCUUUAAUGUUCUGAUGAUCUUUUGUCCUUUUAGAACUUGUGACUUUAAUGUUCUUUUACUGAUUAUUAUUCUUUGAUUAGCAUGAACAUGUUUCCAAAAUAUUACCUGUUGACAGACGGAGAUCACCUGCUCUGAAGGUGAUUCUAUCUUCCAAUAUCUGGGUCACUUUUCUUUGUUUUCUUUUAGUUGCAACUUCAUUUUAACGUUAUAAUCAGAUCUAUCCGCUGUGUAUGUCUGUGGUUAAACU